GCGCUCAACAACAACUUGGAGAGCCCCAACUGGCAGUCCUGCCACCCGACCCUGCGCGAGAGGAACGCGCUCAUGUUCAACAGCGAGCUCAUGGCCGACGUGCACUUCAUCGUGGGGCCCCUGGGGGCGGCCCGGAGGGUGCCGGCCCACAAGUACGUCCUGGCCGUGGGCAGCUCCGUCUUCUACGCCAUGUUCUACGGGGAUCUUGCAGAAGUCAGGUCGGAGAUUCACAUACCUGACGUGGAGCCGGCAGCUUUCCUCAUCUUGUUAAAGUACAUGUACAGUGACGAGAUCGACGUGGAGGCCGACACAGUGCUGGCCACCCUGUAUGCUGCCAAGAAGUACAUCGUCCCCGCUCUGGCCAAAGCCUGCGUCAACUUCCUGGAGACAAGUCUGGAGGCUAAAAACGCCUGCGUGCUGCUCUCCCAGAGCCGGCUGUUUGAGGAGCCCGAGCUGACGCAGCGCUGCUGGGAGGUCAUUGACGCCCAGGCCGAGAUGGCGCUGCGCUCCGAAGGCUUCUGCGAGAUCGACCGGCAGACGCUGGAGAUCAUCGUGACGCGAGAGGCCCUCAACGCCAAGGAGGCGGUGGUUUUUGAAGCUGUCCUGAACUGGGCCGAGGCGGAGUGCAAGAGGCAAGGGCUGCCGGUCACCCCGCGGAACAAGAGGCACGUUUUGGGGCGAGCCCUGUACCUGGUGCGCGUCCCCACCAUGACCCUGGAAGAGUUUGCCAAUGGCGCAGCCCAGUCGGACAUCCUGACCCUGGAGGAGACCCACAACAUCUUCCUCUGGUACACGGCGGCCAAGAAGCCCUCCUUGGAGUUCCCCCUGACCAAGCGGAAGGGCCUUGUGCCACAGAGGUGCCACCGUUUCCAGUCCUCGGCCUACCGCAGCAACCAGUGGCGGUACCGGGGACGUUGUGACAGCAUCCAGUUUGCAGUAGAUAGAAGGGUGUUUAUCGCGGGGUUAGGGCUCUACGGCUCGAGCUCCGGGAAAGCGGAGUACAGCGUGAGAAUUGAACUGAAGCGCCUGGGGGUUGUGCUGGCCCAGAACUUGACCAAGUUCGUCUCUGAUGGCUCCAGCAACACCUUCCCUGUGUGGUUUGAGCACCCGGUGCAAGUGGAACAGGACACCUUCUACACAGUGAGCGCGGUCUUGGAUGGCAGUGAGCUCAGCUACUUCGGGCAGGAGGGGAUGACAGAGGUGCAGUGUGGGAAGGUGACCUUCCAGUUCCAGUGCUCCUCGGACAGCACCAAUGGCACCGGCGUCCAGGGCGGCCAGAUCCCGGAGCUCAUCUUCUACGCCUGAGGGGCCAGAGCUGCCGCCGAGCGUG
This is a messenger RNA of Orycteropus afer afer, 1330 nucleotides long. It is a transcript of the gene BTBD6, whose product is annotated as BTB domain containing 6. Gene Ontology annotation, biological process: neurogenesis. Gene Ontology annotation, molecular function: protein binding. Gene Ontology annotation, cellular component: cytosol. NCBI's taxonomy places the organism in Eukaryota, Metazoa, Chordata, Mammalia, Tubulidentata, Orycteropodidae. The record is from RefSeq and is a predicted model, not a curated record.